Daphnia carinata is the source of this 1234-nucleotide messenger RNA. Its product is annotated as arylalkylamine N-acetyltransferase 1-like. The transcript has 2 exons. Gene Ontology annotation, molecular function: N-acetyltransferase activity. NCBI's taxonomy places the organism in Eukaryota, Metazoa, Arthropoda, Branchiopoda, Diplostraca, Daphniidae. The coding region runs from base 502 to 1233 and encodes 243 amino acids. The record is from RefSeq and is a predicted model, not a curated record.
ACAACUGGAAGACAAGGUGCUGCGGCGUCCCGCCCAACUUUCAACUGAGGUCCAGCAAGUUAUCCCCGCUUCGUUUUCCUCAGUUGUGAUAUUGGAUCAAUCUGUAUCACGUUCUUUCGUGAGGCGACUAAUUAUACUGUUCAACUGGACUCGUUAAGUUACCUGUGCAUUUCUGUAAUCACCUGCUACUUUGCUUUAAGACAUUGACUCGUGUUCCAUCGGACAUUGGACCUUCGUCUCGCACAACUUGGUUCUUUAGGAGAGAAUCCUACGAAUCUCGAACAACGCCUCACAACUGGGUUUGCUGCUUUAAAUCUGAAACAUUCCCCAUUUCGCUUCAGUGUUCUCACUUCAUUUCUAAGUGCUCUACCGAAAACUAAAUAGCUGCGUCGUUCAAGAAAAUUGUUUUGCUUUUUGCCACUUGUUUGUUUUGUUAAAUCAAUUGAAUCUUUUUAUUUUUGUUCUUUAGUUAAAUUUUUUUAAAUAAAUAAAGAAUUAGCAAUGGGAGGGCAAAGCACGUUGACCUUUCCACUUCAAUUGGAGCGGGCAGUAGAGCGGCAACAAGAGCUGACUGUCUACAUAGCCCAACCGGACGACGGCCAAGAAAUAUUUGAAUUUCUACUCCAGCAUUUCUUUCCGCUAGCACCUAUUCGCCAACUUGCAUUGUAUGACGAAUCCGAAGAAGCCAAACGACCCGAAUGGGUAGACGACAUUGUCCGUGAAUGCGUCCAAGCACCUUAUUCGCUGCUCGUGCGGGAUGCUUGUCUUCACAAUCAAAUAGUGGCAGUUGCAAUUAACGACAUGAAAAAACGUACUUCAACACAUGGGGCCAAUCAUCAGCUCUACGCUCCUAAAAGCAACAAUCCAGCGCAAAUUCCCGUUGGUCGUUUGCAUAAAGCUGUGUUGGAAGACAUCAAUCGUGAUGUGGAUAUCUUCGCCAUUUUCCAAACGGAAAUCAAAAUGGAAAUAGGUGCGCUCGCUGUAGAUGGACGAUACACCCGCCAAGGCUUGGCCACGAGAUUAGUGGAACUCUCACUGCGCAUCGCAAAAGCCCAUGGAGCAGGUGCCGUUUGGACGGAAGCGCUGAGCGCGUACACGGCCAAAGCGGUGUCCAAGUUGGGCUUCGAUGUUCUCAAGAGCGUUACAUAUGAUGACUUUAGAUACGAAGGAGAGUUACCUUUGGCUAAUAUCCCUGGGCAUAGUGUUGGACGUCUGAUGGCUCGCAAAAUUUGAA